Poecilia reticulata (guppy) is the source of this 3043-nucleotide messenger RNA. Its product is annotated as SERPINE1 mRNA-binding protein 1. Gene Ontology annotation, cellular component: nucleus; cytoplasm. The record is from RefSeq and is a predicted model, not a curated record. NCBI's taxonomy places the organism in Eukaryota, Metazoa, Chordata, Actinopteri, Cyprinodontiformes, Poeciliidae. Gene Ontology annotation, molecular function: mRNA 3'-UTR binding.
UCAGAGUGGCGCGCACUGCUCGGUGUCCCGGAUGAUGCUCGCACCGGAAGAGAAGGGGGCAGCUCUCUCAGCCAUCUUGUGGCAGCAUCCAGCGAUUCGGUCGCAUCAAGCCUCGUAGAAUCGGAGGUGAAUCCCGUCGAAGGGGCGCCAUCAUGCCCGGACACUUGCAAGAAGGCUUCGGCUGCGUCGUAACUAACAGGUUCGACCAGCUAUUGGACGACGAAUCCGACCCGUUCGAGGUCCUGAAAGCAGCGGAAAACAAGAARAAGGAGGGGGCCGCCGCUGGGUCCACGAAAACCGCGGCUCAAGCCGCCAAGCAGCCGAAGAAGGAGUCCCAGAAGGACAGGAAAAACCCUCUGCUGGACAAAAAGGAGGAGUCUCAGGCGCCGGUUUCUCUGAAGAAAGAAGGAAUCAGGCGGGUGGGCAGAAGACCGGACCAGCAGGGUCAGUCCGGAUCCCAGCAUCAGGGCGGGCAGGGCGAAGGUCGACCCGCGGAUAAGAGGCCGGACCGGAGACCUCCCCGGGAGCGGCGCUUCGAGAAGCCCGCCGAGGACAAGCCGGAGGGAGGCGCAGACUUCCCCGUAGACAAGCCUUCUGGAGAAAGGCCUCCCAGGGGGCGCGGCGGCGGCCGGGGGGGGCGAGGCGGACGAGGACGCGGAAUGGGCCGCGGCGAGGGCUUCGACUCACGUGGAAAACGGGAAUUCGACAGACACAGCACCAACGACAAAUCUUCAAAAACUGAGGAGAAGCGCGGCGGCUCCGGCUCGCACAACUGGGGCACGGUGAAGGAUGAAGUGAGUGAGGCCGAACAGACCGCCGCCCCAGAGCCGACUCCGGAGGGAGAGGAAAACGCACCCGCCGGCUCCGAGAACAAAGAGAACGAGGUGGAAGAGGUGAAACAGGAAGGCCCCAAAGAGAUGACGCUGGACGAGUGGAAGGCCAUGCAGGACAAGGAGCGCACCAAGGUGGAGUUCAACAUCCGCAAGCCCAACGAGGGAGCCGACAGCCAGUGGAAGAAGGGAUACGUGCUGCACAAGUCCAAGAGCGAAGACAGGCCUGUUGGUGCUUUGAUCGACGCAUCGGAAACAGAAGCAGAACCUCAUGCUCUGUUCAACAAGGGCGCCACCGACGAGUCCUCCGACCACCAUUUCCGCAAACCAGCCAACGACAUCACAUCCCAGCUGGAGAUCAACUUCGGAGACCUGGGGCGCCCCGGGCGCGGGCGUGGCGGUGCCCGUGGGGGCAGAGGGGGCCGUGGCGGGGGAGGCAGCCGGACGGCACGUGGGGGAGGACGCUCCGAAAAGGCCAGCGGAGUGUCGGUCCCCAACGUGGACGAUCCUGAGGCCUUCCCGGCCCUGGCCUGAAGACGCCGUCUUUUCCUCCACCAGCCCACCCAUCUGCCCUUCCGGGGGCCCCUCCUCUACGAGGCUUGCAUGCUUACCACAUCUUCAAGUAUAUGAGGAAAAAAAGAAAAAACCCAACAGUAAAAAAAAAUAAAAUUAAAAAAAAAAAAAAGGCAGACUGUCAUCCCAUACCACUCAACACCAGAGGACUCGAGUUUUAUCGGUUUUAAAGAAAAGACAAAAAAAAAAACCCCAAACAGAUGGAAAAAGGACCUCUUGUUACACUGAAGUUUUGUAUUUAGGAACAUGAAAGCAGGGAUGUUUUCAUUUUUCCCCCCUCUCCAGAGAUCAUGCAUACUUCAUUAAUAUUUUUGUGCUGCUUGAAUUCCUGCAUUUCAAUUCUGCAGUUUGGUUGAAGUGUGAACAUUGCUUUCCUUUCCAAAUUUUUUUUUUUUUUUCUUUUUGCCUCCCCACCUGAUGACUUCAGCACAGUAUUAGGUCAUCUGUAGAAAAGACUUUCUACUGGCGUCCCCCUCUGACCCCCCCCCCACAGUAAUACACACUGAUGUGGUAGUGCUACACUACAUAAGAAACGUGUGCUAGAUGCCUGAAGUACAGCUUCACUUAGGUUUUAAAGUGUAAAUAGUGGCCUCCUGACUACCCAUCGCCUCGCCAGGCACAAAUCCAAGAUGGGGGAACCAGCAAAGUGGCUUCAUACAACAGCUUGGUAUUUUUCUGCUUCUUGUGCGGUGAAGGUCGACGCCUCUUUUCUUCUUCUUCUUCUUUUUAAUAGUGGACCAGUGGUUAGAAAUGUUUGUAUCCCCUGAUCCAGAUGUGCUACCUGUGUUUUCAGGGCCCAAUGUAUUUUAAGGCUGGUCCUCCUAGGUCAUACGGACUGUACAAAUUUGUACCUUCAGGACCACUAAGCAAAUGUUUCUGUUUAUUUUGAAGUGUGUGUGUGUGUGAGUGUAUAGCUGAGCGUGAGACUGAAUGUGUGAGUUUUGACAGCUAUUUACGUAGAAUUUGAAGUAUUCCUCUGCUCUGAACUUUGCCAUUCUUUUACAGAAAGACGGGAAGUUCUCGCCUGAAAUAGUGAGAAGUGAUUGUUAAGACGUAGACGGACCACGGACAUAUCUUCAGAGCUCGAAGCACUUGUUUUUUGUUUUUUUUUAAUCACCAACUGUCCUUUGAAGUUUUAUUUUUUUGCAGUUGAAAGUCCUCUUGUUUUUUUGUUUUUUUUUAAUCAAGUGCGGACUCAUCGUUGCGUUGUUUGUGUUCAAGAAACGUCAGCCGUCAUUGUGGAACAAUCAUCGGGCCACAGAAUGUAAUGUAAGCUAAUGGUGCUUUCAGCCACCUGUGUCGGUGUUGGCAGCGAGCUUUUUUUUUUUUUUUCCCUUCUCUCCCAGCCUCCCCAACCGUGACAUCUGCCGUGCGCUUCCAGAGCGUUAUACUAAGACCGCGGGAGGGUUAACUAAAGUCAGCAUACUUAAAAUUAGGUUGGAGGUAAGCGCUGGAGAGAUGGAAGGCGUUGGAAACACGGAGGGAAGUUAAGCUUUACAUUUUGUGCUCUAUAAAGGCUCACUGGCGUUGUGCCGAUACAGACGGCUGGAGCAGAUUUCUCAUUUGACUGUUUGAGCCACAUGACUAUGAAACUUUCUCUAUAAACAUCCCUGUUCUAAUAAAGUGCUCUAGAGGUGUGA